Protopolystoma xenopodis is the source of this 219-nucleotide messenger RNA. Lineage: Eukaryota; Metazoa; Platyhelminthes; Monogenea; Polystomatidea; Polystomatidae. The record is from the annotation of a GenBank genome assembly.
AUGUCUUUUCUCUUUUUUAUUCUUAUUUUGCUCCUUUCCCGGCUACAUUUCGUUUUUGGCAUAUCAAUCAAGACUCCAUCCUCGGCCAAUUAUCAGACACCCGGUGAGCUUAUUUCUUCGGGCCAAGUACGUCUGCGACGUCGCAGUCAUUUGAUCGCAGUUCGAGCCCCAAUUGACUCAAUUCAGUUGCCAGAUCUUAAUGGGUCCGAUGAGGUCUAA